Messenger RNA from Aspergillus pseudotamarii, 1386 nucleotides. RefSeq names its product putative C2H2 finger domain protein. The record is from RefSeq and is a predicted model, not a curated record. The transcript has a single exon. Gene Ontology annotation, molecular function: DNA-binding transcription factor activity. Bases 1 to 1386 code for a protein of 461 amino acids. NCBI's taxonomy places the organism in Eukaryota, Fungi, Ascomycota, Eurotiomycetes, Eurotiales, Aspergillaceae.
AUGGAAGACCCCAACUCUUUUACCGACUUUCAGCAUUCCACCCAGGACUACGAGCUCUUCCCAGACUCGGACUCAUUUGCUGAUCCUGUGCUCUGCCAACGCACUGCCGAAAUCCAACGCCAAAUAUCUAAUAUAGACCAUACCAUGAAAACUUCGUGGCUUCCCUCGCCCAUGCCUUUUUCGACCCGAAAUGUGCACCUAAACCAAGCUGGUUCACCUUACACCAUAGAGGCCAGAGCCUAUCCUGUGGUGUCUGACAUCUCCUCAUCUUUUGGUCGUGGCUACUCGUCUCCUGGCGCUGAAAGCCCUCCAAGCAAUAAUUGGGGAAACAUGGGAUGCUACAUGUCACCGCCUUCCAGCUGCGCGGACACGAUGCUGCCACCACUGGAUCACUGGGGCUCUUGCUCACCAGGUCCCUCUGCAAAUGUCGAGCCCUCAGUUGCUCCAUCUGAGAUUCUGCAGAACUAUCCCAUGCCCAUACCGAUCGCCGAACUCGAACUGGAACCGCAACUCGAUCCUGAACUCGAUUCUCAACUCGACGCGGAAUCCACAUCAGCCAACGCGGUAACCCCUAUGCAUAGCCAUAGCACGUACCAACACAGCCAACUAAAUCAUGGCAACGACACACUCAGCUAUCUCGGCGCAGGACAGGCCCCUGAGCAGGACUCAUUUGCCUUGCCUAGUUCCCCACGUGUCCCAGCAAAGAAGUACACUGGUCUGAAAGUGGCAACGCGUUACAGCAACAGCAGCCAGAAGGGUUGCCGGAAGAAGGAACCUCUUACUGCCAACUCUAUCCGCGUUUGUCGGAGGCUCUCCAAGUCAAAAACAAAGAAAGGCACACGGCCCCGACGUACCUUUGUUUGCACUUUCUCUCGCUACGGAUGCGCUAGCUCCUUUGCUUCUAAGAAUGAGUGGAAGCGACAUGUGACGUCACAGCACGUCCAGCUAGGAUUCUAUCGCUGUGAUGUGGGCCAGUGCAACGUUAACAAUUUGAGCAAUGCCAGACCUAUGAGCUGCACCAAUGACUUCAACCGCAAAGAUCUUUUCACCCAGCACCAACGUCGGAUGCACGCGCCCUGGGCCAAGUCCAACGAAGCCACGGAGGAGGAGAAACAACAAUUUGAUACGGAUCUCGAGGCGGUGCGCACUCGGUGCUGGCAUGAACAACGUCAACCACCCUUGCGCAGCGCAUGUGGAUUUUGUGGGGAGGAGUUCGCUGGCUUUCAAAGCUGGAAUCAGCGGAUGGAGCAUGUCGGUCGCCACUACGAGAAAGGUGAUGUCGCCAUGGAGUCAGAGAAAGAGGACAUUGCCCUGCGUGACUGGGCUAUCCAGGAAGGAAUCCUGUCCUGGGGUGGCGGCAAGUGGAAACUGGCUUCUCGCCGUUAG